AUGUUGCGAGAAGGGCCCAAGCUGCCGGUUAAGCAAAUCACUAUAUUAGCAAUAUGUCGAUUCGCAGAGCCUGUGGUAUAUACAUCGGUUCUGCCUUAUCUACCCGAGAUGAUGGAAAGCGUUGGUGUCCGCAAAAAUGAAAUAGCAAAAUGGGUCGGCAUUUCAUCCGCCGUCGUCGCCGGUUGUCAAUGCAUCAUGGCCGUUCCCUGGGGCACAUUCUCAGAUCGAUUUGGGCGCAAAUACACGAUACUACUAGGCCUCACAUCAACCAUGAUAUUUUCACUUGUCUUCGGGUUCUCGCAAUCUCUCACCAUGUUACUUGUCUCGAGAGCGUUUAUAGGCCUUGGAAAUGCUAAUGUUGGCAUUAUCCGGACUAUGGUUGCCGAACUCGUGCGUGAAAAGGAGCUUCAGCCACUCGCAUUUAGUAUGAUGCCUUUGGUUUGGUCCAUUGGCAGUAUAUUCGGUCCUGCUUUUGGAGGAGCUUUGGCCAAUCCUGCGGUUAAGCAUCCGGAAAUUUUUGGUAAUUGGGAGAUCUUUCGGAAGUAUCCUUUCGCUUUACCGAAUAUUAUCUCGGCGAUACUCUUCAUCAUUGGCAUUACUACGGGAUUUUUGUUUCUUGAGGAAACCUUGGAAAGCCGAAAACAUAAACGCGACUAUGGUCUGAUUCUCGGCCGAUUGUUGACUCAAUCGUGUUCUUCAAGAAGGUCACAUCCUUAUCAGCAUGACCAUCACGAUUCAACGGUAAAUGAGCGAACAGGUCUACUCAUCUCGGACGAAGAGAGUAGGAACAGCUCAAGUCAUGAAGGCGACAAUACAUCAAAAGCUCCCACUUACGGGACUGCCAAUACUAUAAACGAUGAUAACCCUGACUAUGAUAUCGUCGAACCCAAAAAGGAUGCUUCGAGUAAAUUCAAAACCAUUUUUACUUGGCAAUCAACCCUUACUUUGAUGGUGUAUGGCAUGUUAGCAAUGCAUAGCAUGGGCUUUGAUUCUCUUUUUCCUGUUUUCUUGCAUCAUCCCAAACAAGAUCUGGUCAAUAAUCCAGAUGUAAAUCUUCCUUUCCAGUUCACCAGUGGUUUCGGACUUGGGUCUCAAAAAAUCGGUAUAUUAUACACUCUCAAUGGCGCAACUGGCAUCUUCGUUCAAUUCGUCUUCUUCCCCAUGGCUGCACGCCGCUGGGGUGUCCUCCGCUGCUUCAAAGUAGUCGCAAUAUGCUUCCCAUUCAUCUACUUCAUUACUCCAUUCCUCGUCCUCAUCCCAGAGUCCAUCAGCAUGAUAGUCAUCUAUUUACUUCUCAUGAUCAAAAUGACUCUCGGCAUGUUCGCAUUUCCCUGUACAACCAUAUUACUCACCAAUACGGCAUCCAGUCUCAAGACUCUGGGUACUUUGAACGGUGUCGGGGUUAGUGUUAGUGCGAUUGGUCGUGCUGCAGGUCCUGCGUUGGUGGGAGAGGCCUUUACAGCUGGGGUAAAGGCGGGGUAUAUGAUUGUUCCGUGGUGGAUUUUGACUGCAUUAACGGUGAUUUCGGCGAUACCUGUGUUUUGGAUCGAGGAGAAGGAUGGAUUUACGCCGGAUGAGGAGGACGACAAUGAUGGCGACGAAUGAGUUAUAAUCCUCUGACUGGAAGGAAAAAAGCGUCAAUGAUUCAUGGUUUAUGCAAGUUUUGAUGUUUAUGAUCUCGUGGUCGAUUUCAGGGUCAGAAUGUAAAGGAAGAUUACAGAAUUGCAUGGCGUUUGGUUUGCAUUUUUUUAUGGGAAAAGUGUGGCUUUUAACAUAGUUCUGCUUCUUCCAAGGUUCUUCUAGAUACAUUAAUGUAUAUACACUUUACAUUUC
Molecule: messenger RNA, 1833 nt
Organism: Talaromyces stipitatus ATCC 10500
Lineage: Eukaryota; Fungi; Ascomycota; Eurotiomycetes; Eurotiales; Trichocomaceae
Product: MFS transporter, putative
Exons: 6
Coding region: 1-1605 (534 amino acids)
Biological process (GO): transmembrane transport
Molecular function (GO): transmembrane transporter activity
Source: RefSeq, a predicted model, not a curated record